Molecule: messenger RNA, 3160 nt
Organism: Pocillopora verrucosa
Lineage: Eukaryota; Metazoa; Cnidaria; Anthozoa; Scleractinia; Pocilloporidae
Source: RefSeq, a predicted model, not a curated record
GCCUUGCAAGGACUUGGUCGUUCAUUCAAGGACAGCUUAACCAUGCCAGAUCCGACUGGUCAGAUGUUUUCAACUAGCUUCGAGAGAGAAGAGCGGGAUUCCUUUCCUAACAAAGAAGUGAAGGAACAAUCUGGUCAUUAUGGUAACUUGCCAGAUCGGACGGAUUUGGUGGGCCGCAAUGAAACAUGCGAACGUAUCAUAACUGCCCUGUCUUCAAACAUGGCUGUUGAAAUUGUAGCACCACCUGGAUAUGGGAAAACGUCGGUGGUAAUAGAGGUCGCCCAUAGGAUGAUCGAAAGGAAAACGUGUGUCGCGUACGUUAAACCUGGAGGUGUCACUUGUGUAGAAGAUUUAGCAAGCAAAAUAAUCGAGACCCUUGGGUACGUUCCUGGUGAAAACACAAUAACUGAAGCAUUAAGUUGCAUAUCUUCUCUAAAGAGAAAAAGUGUUGUGUUGAUCAUUGAAAACAUUGACAACUUACUGCAUCUUGAGGAUCAAUUGAGCAACGAUAAAUACCAUCAGGAAUUAAAAUCUGAAAAUUGCUGUACUCAAAUGUGGGGUAAAGUCACGCAGGGCGACUUUUUGACAUUUCUUAAAUACCUCGGACAAAGUCCAAACAUCCAGCUUGUCCUCACAUCACGAGAAACCUAUGAUUUCAAUGGGUCUCUUCCUUUCGAACUGAUUAACCUAGAACCUCUGAAUGACAAUGAUUCAGCCUCUAUGUUCUCAAAGUGUGAGGAUGGCCUGGACGACGAUCUGAUUAAGGAGCUGGUCAGCGUUUGUGGUGGUAUUCCCUUGAUGAUCUGCACAGUGAUCUCGAUUCUAAAGGGAGAAAAUCCCCAGAAGGCGGCCCAACUUUCCACAACUUCACCUAGUUGUCUUGCUAGAGAACUUGAACUUGUAGCCAACGAGGAUCGCAUCGCCAAAUCUCUUGAAAUCUGUUUUGAUCGCUUAAGUCAAGAAAAUCAGAAGAUUAUUUUGAUGCUCUCAACAUUUCCACACAGAUUCACGCAAGAGCAAUUUCAAGCAGUCUUUGGGUCAUCUGUCACGGCUGAUUUGCAAACUUGCCUAAAUUCCUUGAGGCAUAGCAACCUCCUUCGCUUCGACAGGAAAAAUUGUCAGUAUUCCCUCCAUCCUUUCAUACGAGAUUUCUUUUCACUGAAGUCCGAUCACAUAGACGCCAAAUCAACUUUCAUUCGUCAUUACAGUGACUUGGCUGUUACACUUUGCGAAACAUUCUUGAGUAAAGAUUGCAAGUUGGCAAUUGAUCAGUACAGAUCUGAAAAGGACAACAUUCGGGAAGCCAUGGCUUGGUGUGGAGACGAUCACCCUGAGCUUGACCAAACUUUCAGGGAGCAAUGCAUCGACGCCUUUAACGAGGCAGCUGGAUUUCUUGCCAAGGUGAUGCGCAAACAAGAAUUUCAGUCGCUCUUUUGCAAGCUUGCGUAUCAAUGUCGCUCCCACUUGCACCUCUACAGUGCUUGCUUGACGAACAUCGGAAUGAAGAUAGUGUUAAGCUGCACAUGUACCCCUCACAUUUGUCCAAGAGCCUUGUAUCAGGCCAGAGAAAUGUUGACUCAAGCAAUUGACAUUCAAUCAACACUUAUGGACGUGAAGGACGCCACUCGUGCCCAGUGCAUGAGCAAGUUUGGAUUUUGUUAUGUUCGCGAGGGGCGCGUUGAUGAGGGCUAUGAAUAUCUCGAGAUCGCCUUGAAAUUGCGACGGGACAGAGUAGAGAAACUAAACAGGAUCAAAGAUCAUGUCAUGUUAGCUGCCUGUUUCAACGAUGUAGCAGCUUCUCAAAUGGUGCAGCGAAAACACAUGCUGGCCAUCCAAACAAGGCUGUCACAUGUCCUUCCUGUUUAUGAAGAGAACCUCGGUGACCACCCUUUUACGGCAACCACUCUUAGUUGGAUUGGUAACAGUUACCACGCCUUGGGUGACUACGACAACGCCAUUAAAUACAGCAGCAGAUCAAUUUCAAUCCGAAGGCAACUGUUGGGGCAACAUCAGGAAACUGCGAAGUCUCUGUAUGAUGUGGGUGUGGCUUACAGCGCGAAACAGGACUAUGAAACAGCCCUCCACUACCUGAAAAAGGCAGUUGAUUACCAAGAAAAAGUGUUAGACACUCAGGACGAGCUGAUUCACACCCAUCAAGCCAUGUCAAUAGUUCUUUGUGCUCUUGGAAGAAACGAAGAGGCAGAAGAAGAAAUAAAUCAAGCAAGCAAGCUAGAUUCUUGGGAGGCUCCUUUAAAUAAACUGAGGACCCAAGAACGAGACAGCGAAUGGAUAGAUGUUUUCCCCUGAAAGCCACGGAAUUCAGCAUUGUAGAAAACACCUUUUGCAUUAAACCGUUAAUAGGAUAUAGGUCUGACAAUAGAUCAAUCAACUGAACAAAAAGAAUCAAUGCUUUGAUAUUUACUAAGUUUCCGUUCACUGAUUUGGUUUGUUACUCACUGCGGUCAGUAAAGUGCCAGUGUUAAGGACACUAGCCAGAAGGCUCAUUAUUGAAUUGAUUAUUGAUUAGUUUAAUAAUUUCAGAAUGAUCCUAGAUACGAACAUAGUCACAAUGUUUAUCUGUUUGUCUAUAUUUCUAUUGGUUUUGUAAUCGGACCUCUCAGCGUCACCACGCGCAUAUAAAAGGCGAGUUCAGUGUCCCUGUAAUCACUUCUUUGUAAGCUUUCUUAAACUUUCUUCCUUUCGUUUUCUUAAAACUUUGGCAUAAGUGGGAACGAUAUGUGAAAACCUUUAUAACUUUGUUUUCUUAAGUUUAGUUUCUCAGUAUUGGGCAAAAGUAUACAAACAGACAUUUUGUUGUAGUGCCUUAUUUUCAAUUGAUUUAAAAUUAAAAAGCCAAAAUUGUAUCAGAUGAAAGUGAAAGCCCACCAUUUAGAUAAGAACAAUGGAUUGUUAACCAGCCACCAAAAUUCUUGUAAUUUUUGUACCGAAACUUUUGUACUUUAACGUAGCUUGUACUGGUUUUUUGUAUUGUUCAUUGUCAUUCUAAUCUCGUUAUCGGCGUUAAGGCUCAGUUUUUAACGCGCAAUUUUUUUAUUAAGUAUUUCGCAGCAUUUCACUAGAUUGAUAGAAUUUACUUGUUUUAUUGUUUCAGUUUACAACUGAUUGUGAGAUUGAUCGUGAUUUUGAUCGUUGAUUGUGG